Hyla sarda is the source of this 2148-nucleotide messenger RNA. It is a transcript of the gene F13B, whose product is annotated as coagulation factor XIII B chain. The record is from RefSeq and is a predicted model, not a curated record. Lineage: Eukaryota; Metazoa; Chordata; Amphibia; Anura; Hylidae. The transcript is spliced from 11 exons. The coding region runs from base 215 to 2011 and encodes 598 amino acids.
CUUUUAUAAGGAAGGAAGGAGCGGCAAUCUGCCUCUUUUGCUCUUAGAUCCUGAGGCACAAUAAAGACCAGACUUCUUAUAGUCAGUGUCCAGCACAUCUGGAGGCCUCAAGCCUAACCUACAGCCAUAUGCCAGAAACGUUUGUGAUCUUCCCGAUGUAGAGAAUGGAAAGAUUGCUCAGUAUUAUUACAUCUUCAAAAAGUUUUAUUUCCCAAUGAAAGAGGGGAGUAGGCUCUCUGUAUCUUGUUCAGCUGGACAUGCAUUUCAGUCUGGAAAACAAGAAGAUGAAAUCACCUGCACAUCAGAAGGAUGGGAACCCCCAGCCGUCUGUCUCAGAAAAUGCCUCCGGCCAUCACUUCCAAAUGGAAAUUUGCAGAAUGCAAAGGAGUUGUAUAAAACUUCUGAUACCAUCCAAUACAGCUGCAAUGAAGGCUUCAGAACCACAAGAGGAAAUAAAGGGGAGACAUCGAAUUGUACUUCUGGAGAAUGGCUACCUCCCCCAGGAUGCCAUCAGAUUACUGAUAGGUGUGAGACCCCUCUUCUUACUAAUGGAUAUUAUGUAACAACAAGGAGAUCCUUCCGGGUUAUCGAGACGGUGGAAUACCAGUGCAAUGAGGGGUAUUACACGCCUGCUGGUACCAGUUCAGACUGGGUAGAGUGUCUGAUAACAGGCUGGUCCUCUAUACCAAGCUGCACAAAAAUGUCCUGCGCCAGGCUGAACGUUGUGGAAAACGGUGGAUUCUACCCAGUAAGACCAGUAUAUAAAGAAAGAGACGUGGUACAAUUCUACUGUAAGGAAAAAUACUCCAUUAAAGGCUCAGAAUUAAUCCAGUGCUAUUCCUUUGGAUGGGACCCUCGGCCACCUAUUUGUGAAGAAAGAAAGAAUAAGUGCCCUCCGCCCCCCAGACCUGCCCACACUAUUCUGCUCAGUGACCCCGCCCUACAUCGAUCGGGAGACACGGCACGCUAUGAUUGCGAUCACAAUUAUAUGUUAAUCGGCCCGGAGGAAAUCCAUUGUGAGAAUGGAGAAUGGGCAACACCGCCUGGUUGUGUAGAACUCAAACAAAAAAUAUUAUGUGAUAAACCACCACAAAUAGAAAAUGGGAACGCCAUUCCGAGUCUGGAGGUUUAUUACAGCGGUAAUGCAGUUCAGUAUGUAUGUGCUGAUGGAUACGAAAUACAGGGACCAAAGGAAAUCAUAUGCAAAAAGGGUAAAUGGCCGGAACCUCCAAAAUGCCUUGUCAACAAUGAACAUUGCCAACCCCCACCGGAAAUAAGCAAAGGCCAACUUGUUGAAGCUCCAUUGGGCAGCUAUGAGGAUGGCUCCUCUGUGGAAUAUAAAUGCCACAGCUUCCACCUGAUGGAAGGCUCUAAGACGGUGUUCUGUAAACGUGGAUCCUGGUCUGAGUUGCCCAAAUGCUUACAGCCCUGCACCCUGACUGCGGCUGAAAUAAAAGCUAGGAAUUUGGAGCUUCUGUGGAGCUCAGACUUACACGCAAACCUUCUACACGGUGAUAUGGUGGAAUUUCAAUGCACGGACGGGUUUGAGUUACCGAUGCAAACUGAAGUGAAAGGACACUGCAGAAAUGGCCAAAUCCAGUAUCCUACCUGCCAAAAGAAAGCUUCAAUGAAACCUUGUGGUCCUCCUCCAAAAGUCGAGCACAGCACAGAUCAUCCCUCACAAGAAGUUUAUGACUCCGACUCUGUGUUUGUGUACCAUUGCUCAGAAUACCACUUCUUAAAUGGCCACAAUACGAUUCGCUGCUCAAACGGACAAUGGGAAUCUCCACCAACUUGUAUAGUACCAUGUGUUUUAUCCAAAGAAGAGAUGGAUCGAAGCCAUGUGCGCCUGAAGUGGGGCGUUGAUAGCAAUUUUAUUUUACACGGAGAGGUUGUAGAUUUCUUAUGUAAACCGGGAUAUGAAAAUUCUGCUUAUAACGCUUACGCCUUAAGAAGUUGGUGCAAAUUAGGAAAUCUUAUUUAUCCAAAAUGUUCACGAAGGCAAAGAUAAAAGUACACAAAUCUGUACGUGAACGUGUACAUUUACGGAAUAUAGAGAAAUGUAUUUGUAUCUAUUGAGCAUCAGCUUAUUUUAAAAACAUUAUAUAUGUAAAAGUAAAAAUUUUAGGGCAGUGUUUCCCAACCAGG